Molecule: messenger RNA, 1409 nt
Organism: Trichomycterus rosablanca
Lineage: Eukaryota; Metazoa; Chordata; Actinopteri; Siluriformes; Trichomycteridae
Product: zinc finger protein 664-like
Exons: 4
Biological process (GO): regulation of transcription by RNA polymerase II
Cellular component (GO): nucleus
Molecular function (GO): DNA-binding transcription factor activity, RNA polymerase II-specific; RNA polymerase II cis-regulatory region sequence-specific DNA binding
Source: RefSeq, a predicted model, not a curated record
GAAGCUGCUGUGUUUGUACUGUAGAGCCUCAUCUAUCUUUAAUAAUGAAUUUAGCAGAAGAGGAACACAUCACCCCCAUGGAUCCACACAAUGAAGGAUUCCAGAAACUAAUAAAAAAGGAGGAAAAAGAUGAAGAUGGAAGUUACUUCUGUGAAGGAUCUUUAAUCCCUGUGGAACACGUCACCUCUGAGGAACACCUCACCCCAGAGGACCAACAGUGUGGAGGUUUCCAGAUGAAGCCUGUGAAGAAGGAAGAACCUGAAGAUAAAGAUGAACUCAAACUGAACAAGGAUUUCUGCUGCUCCUCGUGUCCACGUUCCUCUACAACCCAAAAUCAGCUCCACAAUCACAUCAAGAGCUGCAACCAUGAUAAAUAUGAGACUCUAAUGAAGAUUAAGACUGAACAUGAGGAUCUGACGCCCACCAGAAGCUCCAGUAAUCAGCAAACGUCCUCUGGUACUGUCAGCAUUAACACCUCUCUCAGUCCCACACAGGAAGAAGGAAACGUCUGCUCACAGUGUGGGAAGAGCUUCAAGUUCCAGUGUGAUCUCAAAAUACACCAGCGCAUUCACACAGGAGAGAAACCAUAUCUGUGCUCACAGUGUGGAAAGAGUUUUAAUACAAAGAGUGAGCUUAAAAUACACCAGCGCAUUCACACUGGAGAGAAACCAUAUCAGUGCUCACAGUGUGGAAAGAGUUUUAAUACACAGGGUAAUCUCAAAAUACACCAGCGCAUUCACACUGGAGAGAAACCAUAUCAGUGCUCGCAGUGUGGAAAGAGUUUUAAUACAAAGAAUGAGCUUAAAAUACACCAGCGCAUUCACAGUGGAGAGAAACUGUAUCAGUGCUCACAGUGUGGAAAGAGUUUUAAUGGACAGAGUCAUCUGAAAAGACACCAGCGCAUUCACACUGGAGAGAAACCGUAUCAGUGCUCACAGUGUGGGAAGAGUUUUAUUACACAGAGUAAUCUCAAGACACACCAGCGCAUUCACACUGGAGAGAAACCGUAUCAGUGCUCACAGUGUGGGAAGAGUUUUAUUACACAGAGUAAUUUUAAAAUACACCAGCGCAUUCACACUGGAGAGAAACCGUAUCAGUGCUCACAGUGUUGGAAGGGUUUUAAUCAACAGGGUAAUCUCAAAAUACACCAGCGCAUUCACACAGGAGAGAAACCAUAUCAGUGUUUACAGUGUGGAAAGAGUUUUAAUACACAGAGUAAUCUCAAAAAACACCAGCGCAUUCACACUGGAGAGAAACUGUAUCAGUGCUCACAGUGUGGAAAAAGUUUUAAUCAACAGAGUGCUCUUAAAAUACACCAGCACAUUCACACUGGAGAGAAACCGUAUCAGUGCUCACAGUGUGGAAAGAGUUUUAAUCAACAGGGUAAUCUCAAAAUACACCAGCGCAGU